AGGAAGCUCAGUGUCCUCUGAGGCUCGCCAUGGCACAGGUUCCUUGUCUGUGUGUCCUGGCCUUGCUGUCCCUCGGGCUGCGCCCUGCCGCAGCAGGCAUGGACUCCUGCUACGACCCGCAGGGGCGGGCGCAGCGCUGCACGCCCGCCUUCGAGAAUGCAGCCUUCGGCAGGGAGGUGUGGGCGACCAACACGUGCGGCUCCCCGCCCGAGGAUUACUGCCUCCAGAUGGGAGCCCGGGACGCCACCAAGCUGUGCCACCGCUGCGACGCGGGAGACCCCUUGCUCCACCACAACGCCACCUACCUGACCGACUUCCACAGCCAGGAGGACAGCACCUGGUGGCAGAGCCAGUCCAUGGCUUUCGGGAUACAGCACCCCAACUCUGUCAACAUCACCCUGCACCUGGGGAAGUCCUAUGAAAUCACCUAUGUGCGGCUGAAGUUUCACACAAGCCGGCCAGAGAGCUUUGCUAUUUACAAACGCAGCCGUGUGGACGGGCCCUGGAUCCCAUACCAGUACUACAGCGCCUCCUGUGGGAAGACCUACCGGAAGCAAGAGCGGCAGUACCUGCGGCCUGGUGAGGAUGAGCAGGUGGCCUUCUGCACUGAGGAGUUCAGCGACAUCUCCCCACUGAGCGGAGGGAACGUGGCCUUCUCCACCCUGGAGGGCCGGCCCAGCGCCUACAGCUUUGACAGGAGCCCUGUGCUACAGGAGUGGGUGACCGGCACUGACCUGCUCAUCUCCUUGAACCGGCUCAACACGUUUGGGGACGACAUCUUCAAGGAUCCCAAGGUGCUGCAGUCCUACUAUUAUGCCAUCUCUGACUUCUCGGUCGGCGGCAGGUGUAAGUGCAACGGCCAUGCCAAUGAGUGUGCCCCCAAUGAAGUGGGCCAGCUGGUUUGCCUCUGCCAGCACAACACCACCGGCGUGGACUGCGAGCAAUGCCAGGCUUUCUACCAGGACCGGCCGUGGGCGCGAGGAACUGCUGAGUCCGCCAACGAGUGUCUCCCAUGCAACUGCAGCGGCCGAUCGGUCGAGUGCUUCUACGACCGGGAGCUGUACCGGCGCACGGGGCACGGCGGCCAUUGCCUGAAGUGCCAGGAUAACACCGACGGGCCGCACUGCGAGCGCUGCCGGCAGAACUACUACCGGUGGGAUGGGCAGACGGCCUGCCAGCCAUGCAACUGCAACGCGGCGGGCUCCCUGCGGCUCCAGUGUGACAACUCGGGGGCCUGCGACUGCAAGGCCAGCGUGACUGGCUGGAAGUGCGAGCGCUGCCGGGCCGGGUUCCACUCUCUGAGCGAAGGGGGCUGCAGACCCUGUGCCUGCGACCCUGCCGGCAGCGUGGGGACCUGUGAUCCCAACUCGGGGCGCUGCUCCUGCAAGGAGAAGGUGGAAGGCUACCUGUGCAACAGAUGCCAACCUGGCUCAUUCAAUCUGCAGCCCCACAACCCUGCAGGCUGCACCAGCUGCUUCUGCUAUGGCCACUCGACUGUGUGCACUGCAGCCACCCAGUACAAGGUGCACCACAUCCGCUCUGACUUCAGCCAAGGGCCUGACAGCUGGAGAGCUGAAGCUCCAGGUGGCAAGGAAAUGCAGCUGGACUGGGCCAAUGGGGAGAUCUGCCUAGAGCAGGACGGAGAGGAGCCAGCCGAUUUCAUAGCACCAGAGAAGUUUCUGCAUGACCAGCGUCUCAGCUAUGGGCAGCUCCUCUCCCUGCUCCUCCGAGUGGAGGGGAAUGGGAGCAGAUCCUCUCCAUUUCCCGUCCGGCUGGUCUUAGAGGGAGACGGCAUUGCAGUGUCUGUGAGCUACGUCGCCCCAGCAGGCAGUGAAAGCCAGCCCCACCAUGGAGAGCACAAGGUCACCUUCAGGCUCCACGAGGCGGAGGAGGAGAUGCAGCCCUCGCUGUCGUCCUUCAACGUCCAGCGUCUGCUCUCCAAUCUGACUACCCUCAGGAUCCAGGCUGGCAGCAGCGACGCACCUUGUAGAGUCUCCCUGAGUGAGGUCCAGCUCACCUCGGCUCGCCCAGGUCAUUCCCCGCCUGCUCAGUGGGUGGAGGAGUGCAUCUGCCCUCAGGGGUACACCGGGCAAUUCUGCGAAUCCUGCGCUCCGGGCUACAAGAGAGAGAUUCCACUGGGCGGGCCUUUCACCAGCUGCAUCCCCUGUACUUGUAACCAGCACGGCAGCUGUGACCCCGACACAGGGCACUGCCAGUGCCUCCACCACACCGAGGGCCCGUCCUGCGAGCGCUGUGCCAUUGGCUUUCACGGCAGCCCCUUCGUGGGGCACUCUGACGACUGCCAGCCGUGCCCGUGCCCCGGCCAGUCACCUUGCACGGCGAUCCCGGAGAGCAGGGAGCUGGUGUGCACCCACUGCCCCCAGGGGCAGAGAGGAAGACGCUGUGAGCUCUGUGACGAUGGGUUUUUCGGGGACCCCUUGGGGAGGAACGGCCCGGCCCACCCUUGCAGCCCCUGCCAGUGCAACGGUAACGUGGACCCCAAUGCCGUGGGCAACUGUGACCCCGUCUCCGGGCAGUGCCUGAGGUGCCUCUACAACACGUCCGGAGAGCACUGUGAAAAGUGCAGGGAGGGCUUCUACGGGAGCGCGCUGGCUCGUAGCCCCGCCAGGAAGUGUGCCCCCUGUGAGUGUAACCCUGUCGGUUCAGCCCAGGGGCUGGAGGCCUGCGAUCCCCUCACUGGCCAGUGCACCUGCCUCCCUCAUGUGACCGGGCGAGACUGCAGCCGCUGCCAGACGGGGUUUUAUGACCUGCAACCAGGGACUGGAUGCAAGAGCUGUGAGUGCCACCCGGUGGGAUCCCAGGACAGCCAGUGCCACCCGCUCACGGGGCAGUGCCCCUGCCAGCCCGGUGCAGAAGGACAGUCAUGUGAUCGAUGCCAGCCUGGCUUCUUCGGGUUCUCGGUCAAGGGCUGCCGAGCCUGCAACUGCUCCCCACUGGGCGCCGUCACCCCACAGUGCCACGAGAACAGCACGUGCGUCUGCAGGAGGGGCUUUGUGGGCUACAAGUGUGAUCGGUGCGAGGUGAACUUCUUCUACGCCCCGGAGAGGUCUCUGUGCCAGGAGUGUCCCGUCUGCUACGGCCUGGUGAAGGACGAGGCUGACAAGCUGAAGGCCAAGCUGCAGCAGAUGGAGGUGUGGCUGCAGAAACCAGACUGCAGCAGCCCCCGGACCCCUUACCCAGCGCUAGGAGAGGAGCCCCGAGGAGACCAGCUGCCAGAUGCCAAGGCGCUGUUCCUGGAGCAGAUUGACCAGCUGGAGGGCUCAGUGGGCACCGCGUGGGGUCGGCUGAGGAACGCCAGCGGGACCGUGGGCUGCGCCAGCGGCGGUGACGAGAAAACCUGCAUCCUCCUGUCGGAAAUCAGCGCCGGGCUGCGGGCCACGCAGCGGGAGCUCCAGCAGGCUGCAGCUACGCUAGCGACAAUGGUAAUUCCUCCCGACAUUUCCCAGCAGCCCACCAGCUGGAGUCGCCUCGCACUGGAGUCCCGGGCGCUGGCUGCCAGUCACGGGGAUGCAGCAGCAGAGCUGGAGUCUGUGGCCAGGAGAGCCCUGCUCGCUUCCAACACCAGCUACACUCUCCUGCAGAGCAUCCUGGAGGACAGCACUAGCCUGGAGCGCAAGAGAGAGCUGGAAGACCGGUACCAGGAAAUCCAGCGGGCGCAGGAAGAGCUGGCUGCUGGCAUGCUGGAGGUGGCAGCUGAGGCCAAGAGAACCUUUGCAUCCAUCCGCCAAGCUAAUGCAGACAUGGCAAAGAACCUCUCGAAGCUCGAUGCUCCACAGCUGCGCUCCCUAGUGGUGCAGACCGGAGCCCUGACUCGGGAGCUGAUGGAGCUGGAGCAGGGGGUGGAGGCGACAGAGCGCCUGGUCCUGGAUGCGUGGGAUUCUCUGAUGGUCGCGCCGCGCCCAGAGCUGCAGAGGGCUCAGCAGUUUCAGCAGCUGCGGAAGGGGGUUGAUGCUGCCCGGACUCUGGCAGUCUCGUCAGUUUCGCACGGAAAGGCCGUGGUCUCUGAAGCAAAGUCCCUGCUGUCCAGCUUGGAAGGGGCGAAGAGGGUGUUUGUGCGUCAGAAGGGGCAGGCCGCCGUGAGCAGGAAGCUGGCCAUCGUCCGGGACAGAGUGAUCGUGGAUGCCCAGAAGAAGAUCAGACAGGCAGAGAGGAUGCUGGGAAACACUGUGUCUGUCUCCACCGCAGCCAAGAAGACGGUCAGAGAAGCAGAGGGAGUCGCCAGAGAGAGCUCCAAGAGGUCCCAGGCUGUGCUGAGGGAAGGGAAGCGGGAACGCAAGCGUGCCAGUGAGCUCGCCAAGCAAGUCAAUGUAACCCUGGCAGAAAUCUCAAGGCAGGAGCACGUGUCCAAGGAACUCGGGGAAGAGCUAGAGGCAUCUCACCAGGUGAGAACAGGGAUGAGUGAAGCUAAGAAGAGCCUCAGAGAAGCCCAGAGCUCCCUGGAGAUGGACAUUAAGAUCCUGAAUAACCUGCUCAGCAGCCUAGGCAACCUGGAGCAGGACACGCGCACAGACACUGUGCUGAGCGCUAGCCACCUCCAGCUGGACCGCCUGCGGCUGCGCCUGGCCAGGCCCGGAGCCCUGGAGAGGAAACUGAGCCAUCUGCAGCGGGAGGCAGAGCAGCAGCGGCAGAAGAUCCAGGCAUUCGAGAGCGACCUCCAGAAGAUCAGAGCCGACAAGCAGAACCUGGAGGAGGUUCUACAGAGCCUGCCGGAGGGCUGCUCGAGCUGGCAGUGAGAGGGCCCCAUGGACAACCCCCAUUGCCCCCACCUCCACAAGGAACUGCAGAGCAAUGGACAUCUCCCAGCUCACUGACGAGCACCUCAAACCUGCCCUCCGCUCCUUACGCUGCCUUCCCACCGAACAG
This is a messenger RNA of Mauremys mutica (yellowpond turtle), 4884 nucleotides long. It is a transcript of the gene LAMC3, whose product is annotated as laminin subunit gamma 3. The record is from RefSeq and is a predicted model, not a curated record. The coding region runs from base 30 to 4754 and encodes 1574 amino acids. Lineage: Eukaryota; Metazoa; Chordata; Testudines; Geoemydidae. The transcript has 28 exons.